Lolium rigidum is the source of this 597-nucleotide messenger RNA. RefSeq names its product uclacyanin 1-like. The transcript is spliced from 2 exons. Gene Ontology annotation, molecular function: electron transfer activity. Gene Ontology annotation, cellular component: plasma membrane. The record is from RefSeq and is a predicted model, not a curated record. The coding region runs from base 1 to 417 and encodes 138 amino acids. Lineage: Eukaryota; Viridiplantae; Streptophyta; Magnoliopsida; Poales; Poaceae.
AUGGGAGUUGAGUCAAAACCAGUGUUCACGUACAACAAGCAGUUCCACAACGUCAUCGCUGUGAGCAAGGCUGACUACAAGAACUGCGACGUGACGAAGCCGACGGCCACCUGGUCCACGGGCAAGGACUCCGUCGUCCUCAACACCACCGGUCACCACUACUUCCUCUGCGGCUUCCCGGGCCACUGCGCCAUCGGGCAGAAGGUCGACGUCCCCGUGCUCUCCUCUGCUGCCCCUUCCACGGCACCCUCCAUGGCGCCCACUCCGUCCGCCGCUGGCGGUGGCUCCGCUGGCCGAGCUGCCGCAGCAGCGCCAUCGCCACACGGCAAUGCGGCGUCGACUGUCGGUUGCUCCUUCGCCCUGACGAUCGCCGCAUCCGUGCUGUCCGUGGCCGCUGCCAGCCUGAACCUGCUCUAGUCCCGGACUUCUGCGUCGAGGAUGUGUCGCGCCUUCUGAAUUGUGAGCUUGUGUUUGUCGCGCCCUCUGAAUAUUGAGCUAUUGGGUCAUCUGGAUCCUGUGUUUGUUAGGACUGUUCUGCCCUUUGUUUUCCAUACUCUUAUCUGUGGAUCUUGGUUUGCUUUGGGUAUUUAUGCCGCU